ACCGCUGUUCUAGUUUAGUUUGUGACGUGUACAUGUUCCGAGCAGCUUCACGAGAAGAGCAGCGAGCUCGAGCGGAGUGGAAGCGGGUGUGAGAUACCUCCCAGAGCCAGAAUGUCAGAAGGGGACAGUACUGGAGAAUCCAUUCACGGGAAGCCGUCCGCAAUAAGCAGAUUUUUCACGCGUCUAGGACAGGUUUACCAGUCCUGGCUGGACAAAUCCACACCUUUUGCUGUAUUGCGAUGGGUGGUUACUUUAGGUUUGACACUAAUCUACAUGAUUCGAGUCUACUUGCUGCAGGGAUGGUAUAUUGUAACAUAUGCACUUGGGAUCUACCAUCUUAAUCUCUUCAUCGCUUUUCUAUCACCGAAAGUGGACCCAUCUUUAAUGGAAGACAUGGAUGAUGGCCCUUCAUUACCAACAAAACAGAAUGAAGAAUUCAGACCAUUCAUUAGAAGGUUACCAGAAUUCAAAUUCUGGCAUUCUGCAACCAAGGGGAUCGUCAUAGCUAUGAUUUGCACAUUUUUUGAAGCCUUCAAUGUGCCGGUUUUCUGGCCAAUUCUUGUCAUGUAUUUUAUCAUGCUUUUCUGCAUCACAAUGAAGAGGCAGAUUAAGCAUAUGAUCAAAUACAGAUAUUUGCCAUUCACUCAUGGAAAGAGAACUUAUAAAGGAAAAGAAGAUGGUGGGAAAACAUUUGCAAGUUAAAGUGCUCAGUCCUCUGAAGCAACUGCUCACCUGGGGUGGGGGGGAAAUGGAAAAACAAGCAACAAAAAGUACAUUGGAAAAAGUUUUUAUCUACUGUGACAGCGUGGGAUGGCAGCCACAAUCAGGCAUUGCGUUGCAAGACUCCUGGUAAUCCUGAUAGAUUUCCAAAUUGAAGUAUAAUCUGGAUGGACAGUUUGGAGAUUUGGAAUGUGUUUCCUUGGAUUUUUUUUCCCUUUUGCUUUUACCUUUUUGCCUUUUUUGCUGCCCCUCCUCAAUAACUAAGGACAGCUCUUGAGCAAAGUGGAGUACUUGAAUGUAUUUGUAGAAGUUACUUUAGUUUCGCAGCGAGCCCCCAUAUCCUCCAUGCCAAGGCUCCUACUUCAGGGAUCUUUGAGAAACAAUACAAUUCUCAUAUUUUUUUUGCAUGUAGGAUGUGGUUGAUGUAUAUUCGCCACUUAAAAUUGUUUGGUGGGGGCCCUUGUGUCGCUGCACGCAUUCCUUCAGACGAGUAUUUCCGAGCACAACUACACUAUCAUCAAGCAGCAAGCACUGAUUUGCUGGCCUGCACUGGACGGCUUUCAUACAAAGACUUGCGGCUGUUUGCAAAACCGAAGGGAAAUUUGCCUUUUUUUUUUUUUUUUUUUAAACCCUGAUUUAUUUUAUCAUAUUAUUUUUUAUCAUAAUAUGUACUAUAUGUGCUGAUUGACAGAGAAGUGCAGCCUUGAUGUGAGGUUCUUAUCAAGUUAAAGAGUUGUUGUUUUUAAUGGUAAUCUUCCCACACAGUGCACAGAUUAGUCAGCAGCUAGUGAAACAUCAAAAAGCUUGUGUUUGUUCUUUUUCUUUCUUUUUUUUUUUUUUUUUAAGCCUUCACCCCAGAUUGAAAAAAUUGUUGAAUCAUUUUGUUAAAAGUUCAUUUUUUUUAAUGUUAAGAAUAUUUUGGACUCGUAUUGUUUUAAACAAAAGUAAAUUUUGCAAGCCAGUUUUUUUUCCAAUUUUGAGAAAUAAUUUAUCAAUUUCCUUCUAAAUAAUUUCGGGUUAGAGGUGGGGGGUGGGGAGUAACAGACCAAUAUUAGAUUUAUAAUCAGUUUUCUUCAAUAAAACAAAGUGUUUAAUUGCA
Molecule: messenger RNA, 1819 nt
Organism: Erpetoichthys calabaricus (reedfish)
Lineage: Eukaryota; Metazoa; Chordata; Cladistia; Polypteriformes; Polypteridae
Gene: rer1
Product: retention in endoplasmic reticulum sorting receptor 1
Exons: 7
Coding region: 112-702 (196 amino acids)
Biological process (GO): retrograde vesicle-mediated transport, Golgi to endoplasmic reticulum; protein retention in ER lumen
Cellular component (GO): Golgi membrane
Source: RefSeq, a predicted model, not a curated record